AUGGAAGACGAUAGCAAUUUGGAAGAUUUUACACUUGUUUGGCUCGAUAUCGAUUGUCAAAACAAACUGACAAAAACUCGUCUUCGUACGAUAAUUAAUUUUUUGAAAACAUUUGAUAAUCCUAUGGAAUGUCUUGAUUAUAUAUCGUCUGCUCAUAAUGAGAAAAUUUUCUUUAUUGUAUCAGGUACAUUGGGUGAAACAUUUCUUCCACUUGUUCACGGUAUGUCACAAAUUGUAUUAAUUUAUCUAUUCUGUACGGAUCAACGCAGACAUGAACAAUGGUCAAAAUCCUAUUCAAAAAUUCAUGGAAUUUUUACCAAUCGAGAAGAUUUAUGCAGUGCACUGAUGAAAGAUGUAAAAUAUAUUUCUAAUUCAUCUCCGAUGAUGAUCAGUUUCGGACCGAGUAAUAUUGAACAUUCUGUGAAGGAUUUAACAGCGGAACAGGGUACAUUUUUCUGGUUUCAGCUUCUUAUUGACACAUUAUUACGAAUACCACAGACAGAUAAUGCAAAAAAAGACUUUUUAGCUACGUGUCGAUUACACUAUGACAAGAAUGUAUCAGAAUUAGCUAAAAUAGAUGAAUUUGAUAAAACGUACCAGAAGAAUCAAGCCAUUUUUUGGUACACCCGAGACUCAUUUCUAUAUCGAUUAUUGAACAGGGCGUUUCGUACUGAAAAUAUUGAUAUUAUAUUUAAAUUUCGUUUUUUUAUGAUUGAUCUAUAUAAUCAAUUACGGGACUUUUCAAUCAAUUUUAUACAAACAUUGAUACUGGCAAAGGAGGAUUAUCUCAUUGUCUAUCGUGGUCAACAGACAUCCGCAGAAGAAUUACAAAGAAUUCGGGAUAAUAUUGGCAGACUCAUUUCAAUGAAUACAUUUUUAUCAACAACGACGGACAGGCAAAUUGCUGUGAUCUAUGCUGGUAACGGAAAUAAUCGUCCGUUUCUUGAACCGGUUCUAUUUAAAAUUAUGAUCGAUUUGAAAACAGUUGAGAUACCAGCAAAAUUUGCCAAUAUUAAAAAUAUCAGCUAUUUCAACGAUGAAGAUGAAGUUUUGCUCUCCAUGGCUACCGUGUUUACUGUUGAAUCAAUUGAAAAACAGGAUGAUGAAGAUAUAUGGGAAGUAUGUUUAAAACUGAGUUAUAAUGAAGAUCAACAAGUGAAAAUAUUAACACAAUAUUUGAAAAUGGAAAUGGAUGAUCGGCCGACAGAAGUAGAUUUAGGAGAUCUAUUUUUAAAUAUGACCGAUUAUCAGCGAGCAGAACAUUAUUGUAAAUUGGUUAUUAAUGAAUGUCAAUUGAGUAAUGACAUGGAUCUAAUGAAACGAUUGUACGGCAUCAUUGGUAUAUCAUAUAUGCGAAGACAGCAACUCGAUGAUGCAUUGGAUAAUUUCAAUAUUGUAAUAAAUAUUUUAUAUAGCGAUGAUAAUAAUCGUGAUUUUGAUUUUAUUACAUUGGGUGUAACAUAUAACAAUAUCGGCAUGACAUAUAGGUACAGAAAUAAUUGGACAGAGGCUCUUGUGUAUUACGACAGGGCACUUGAUGCUUAUUCGCAAGUACUUACAUCAAAUCAUCCGCUUAUCGCUACAGUCUAUAACAAUAUAUCAAUGGUAAAUUGGUUGACAGGUAGUUAUGAUCAAGCAUUAAACAAUAUCCAAAAGGCACUCGAUAUUAGACAACAACAUUUACCGGAACUACAUCCUUUGAUGGCUGAUACAUACGGUCUAUUGGGUGGAAUAUAUAAAAGUAAAUCUGAUUAUAAACUAGCACUUUAUUAUUAUACAAAAACACUUGAGUCAAGAGAAAAAUGUUUACCAACCAAUAACAUUUUAAUAUUAGAUACAUAUAAAUCAAUUGGUGAUAUAUAUAUAGCAAAUGGAAAAUACAAUGAAGCAUUGAUAUAUUUUACAAAGAUACUUGAAGCGAGAGGAAAAUCUCUUACUACCCAAGAUAAUUCGACACUGGGUGGUCUGUUGCUGUCUUUUGCAAAUGUUUAUUUGAGGAAAGGUGAUGAAGAAGUGGUUAAGAUGGAUGAGAUCAAUGCCUCCAAUGUUAAUUAUAAGAUUGCUUUAGAUUAUUGCCAAAAAGCAGCUCAUCUAUUAACUACAAUUAAUACUCAUAAUUAUAUGGCAGUAGUCAAUAUUCGACUGGGUGAUCAUCAAGCUGCUUUCCGUUGUCUAGAAAUGGAUCGAUCGACUAUUGUUGGAUCGGAUCACGUGAAUCUUGGCGUAUGGUAUAACAAUAUGGGUAAAGUAUUUAUUUUAAAACGGGAAUGGGAAAAAGCUCAGGAAUAUUACCAAGAAGCGUUGAAUAUUUAUUCAAGCAAGCUCACAUCAACACAUUAUCUACUAUCAAGAUUAUAUUACAAUAUGGGAGAAAUGUACGAGGAAAUGAAUCAAGCACAUCUGGCACAAAAAAAUUAUAAACAGGCGUAUGAUAUUAAUUCACAAACUUUUCCUCCGACAAAUAUAAAUAUGUUGCAAUGUAAGAAGGCACUUGAUCGAAUAACCAAACGUAUUACGGACAGCAAACUGGAAUUUUUUUAA
Messenger RNA from Didymodactylos carnosus, 2541 nucleotides. The record is from the annotation of a GenBank genome assembly. NCBI's taxonomy places the organism in Eukaryota, Metazoa, Rotifera, Eurotatoria, Philodinida, Philodinidae.